AUGCACCCUGUUGAGUCAGUCAACCGUGUACCUGACGCGCCAAACACAUCAGCUGAUAGCGAGGAUGCGGUCGCCCCUCCGCUCCCACUCUUGGACAUUGACUUUUUCUUCUUGGGCGGCUUUUUCUUGGGCUUCUUAACUGGGGCUUUCUUAGGGGGAGGCGGGCGCGGGGGAGGCGGACUGGCGGGGGGCGGAGAGGCGUCAACAGCGGGCGGCGGCGGCGAAAGGGCGGUGGCGGAAUCUGGGUCCGCGGAAGCUUCUUUGGCGCCUGGCGGGGAGAGGACGCCGGACGCGGAAGGGAGGACAGGCGGAGGCGGGCUGUUUGUAACGGGUACGGCGACUGGUGGAGGCGGACUGUUUAUAACGGAUGCGGCGGCUGGUGGAGGCGGGCUUGCUAUAGCGGAAACAGCGACAGGAGGAGGUGGGCUUGCUGUAACGGGUACAGAGACAGGUGGAGGCGGGCUAUCUACGACGGUUACGGCAAUCGGCGGAGGCGGGCUGCUUAUAACGAGAUCAACGGUCGGAGGAUGUGUCCUGCUUGCAGCUGAAUCCGCAGGAGGAGGCGGGCUGUUAAUAGCGGAUUCAGUUAAUGGCGGAGGCGGGGAGAGAGUGCUCGAGACAGCUAGCCCAAGGGGGGGCAACGAGGGAGGGGGGGAACCCACAGGGGGAGGCGGAGAAUACACAGGGGGAGGCGGAGAGCUGACAAGGGGAAGGGGAAGAAGGGGGGUGGGAGGUGGUGAGGGAGGGGGAGACGGGGGAGGAGGACUUGGGGGUUGCGGGGGAGGGGGCGGAGAUGGCGGGAGCGGAGGGUUGGGCGGUGGAGGGGAGGAUACCAGCGGAGGGGGAGACGCGACAAGUGGAGGCGGGGAAGCGACGCGCGGAGGGGGCGACGCGACAAGUGGAGGCGGGGAAGCGACGAGCGGAGGGGGCGACGCGACAAGUGGAGGCGGGGAAGCGACGAGCGGAGCGGUGAUGGGGGGAGGCGGGGGAGACGGGGGACGAGGCGGAGGGGGAGGGCGCGGGGGAGGUGGUUUAGGCGGACUGGGCGGCGGCUUCGGCGGCGGAGAUGGCGGCGGCGGUCUCGGCGGCGGGCUCGGCGGCUUGGGCGGCGGCGGCGGGGAAGGCGGUUUCGGCGGAGGGGGCGGGCUUGGUGGCGGCUUUGGCGGGGGAGAUGGCGGGGGCGGCUUCGGCGGGCUGGGCGGUUUAGGGGGCGGCGGCGGAGACGGCGGAGGGCGCGGUGGGGGAGGCCUAGGGGGAGGGGGGGACGGCGGCGGCGGGGACGGCGGCGGGCGAUUUGCAACGAAUUUCUGA
Molecule: messenger RNA, 1311 nt
Organism: Closterium sp. NIES-65
Lineage: Eukaryota; Viridiplantae; Streptophyta; Zygnematophyceae; Desmidiales; Closteriaceae
Source: the annotation of a GenBank genome assembly